AUGGUCACACUGCAGAACAACGCCGAACCUCCAAUGCCCCUCAGCCUUCAUUGCCAUCUCACGGAUAUCCUGUCAUUCCCAACCGAGAGCUACCGCAGCUUCCCCCUGAGGGUCCAUAUGGCCGACAAGGAAGCUUGCCAAAAUAUCGACCUCGGAUGUCUUUCCCGCCGCAAGAAGCACAUAGCAAUGGGGAUCCUUCGCACUCACUCCCUCCAGCCCAAUAUCCCACCACUGCCUCUCACAUGUCCCAUACCCCCGCUCCUUACGACGCCGGAUAUUAUCAGAGUCAAGCCUAUGGGAUUCGUCAGCGCAAGGCUGCCCGAGCUCAACAGACAAGAAAAGGCUACCCAGCUCAUUCUGGAUAAACUACAGCUAGUUCAAGAUUGGCUUGACGAGAAGGUGUCCAACCUUCACAAAGUCCAGGUUGACCAUGGGAAUUAUUUAGCGCAGCAAGGGUUGCAGUUGAAGCAAAUUGCCGAAUCAGUAACUUUGAAGCCCAAGGCCAAACUUACCCACGAACCUCACAAGCAAUCAGUCCAACGUCUACUGAAGCAGGAUAACUUCGACCCUUUGCAGGACUCGAAGACCAAGGAUGAGAAUAUUCCUGUAACUGCAGGACAAGAGUUAAACCCAGACGAACCUGCCACAAUUCCGGCCCCUGGCGAGGAAACUCUGGAGCCUGGGGAGGAUGGUGAGCUUUCGAUCCCAGUGGAGCACACAACGGCGGCACACAAGUUAUUGAUGUGGCCGUCCAUCAGGAGACUCCUGCUGCCUAAAGAAUAUGACGAAGACUAUGUAAUGAAGCUUGAGGAGAAGCGAGGUUUGAUUCGUGUGUACGGGCGGGGAGAAGGUGACGAUACGAGUGAUGAUGUGGGAAUGCCAACAGCGUCAGUGACACCAAAUCCUGGCCCAGAUGACAAUUAUACACACACUUCCUCACCCAACGGACCUUGGGGAGUGGGUGCAGCCUCUACUCAACAGAAACUUCUGGACAAUGGCCUCGAUGAAAGUGGUACCCUGACUACAGACGCGGAAACAGUUCGCCGAUAUCACCAGAGUUAUAUGGAGCACAUCCAUAGACUCCAUCCAUUUCUCGACCAGAAAGACUUGGAUAAGAAGAUUGAUCUUUUCAUUAAGAUGUACUGUCCACAAUCCACGUCGGAUUCUCCGUCUAUAUCGAACAGCAAUAACACAGGAGAUUUGCCACGGGGAGCAAAACGGAAACGUUCUUGCGAAAAUCUACAGGGCACAGCAUGUGACCUGCAGUCCCCUAUUGGCAACAAGUCUGAACGCACGAGCAGCCGUCGUAUUGAGAGAUCUGUUGGAAACGCCAUUAUUCUUUUAGUUCUCGCGGUUGGCAGUAUAUGUGAAGUUCGCAUCGUUCCUGGACCUGUCACAGAUACCCCUGUGGACUUCCGAAAGGAACGUAUCCCGGGUCCUACAACUCGUAGUGGUUUAUCACCAGCAGGUUCCGAUUCUGUUUACCAGAUGCAAAGCAGCUUGUAUGCACAAAGGAGUCGUACGUUUCCCUCAUUGUCCCUAAUCGACGGGCGACAAAAUGUGUCAGGUCACUCAUCAGCUUCAGACGAUCGACACCUCAGGAAUCUGGAUGUUAUUCCUGGCCUAGCCUACUACGCUUAUGCUACCCAAAUUAUUGGAAGCCUUCAAGGUGCGAAUGGACUGCCUCACGUCCAAGCUGCUCUGUUAGCAGGGCUCUAUGCUGGUCAACUGGCGCAUCCUUUCCAGAGUCACGGAUGGCUCUACCAGGCUGCUAGAGCCUGCCAAGUGCUAGUUCGAUCGAAGCGGUAUGAGCAAAUGAAUGACGGUCCCCUGAAAGAUCUUUAUAAUUUUGCGUAUUGGACUUGCUUGCAAUUGGAAAGUGAUAUAUUGGCAGAACUCGACCUUCCGGCAAGUGGUAUAUCGCGCUCUGAGGCCCGCAUCAAACUACCGAAGGGCCUAUUUACCCUUUCACUCCCUAAUGAAAUUUCUGCCCCAAGCACUAUGAUGAUGUUCUUUUACUCCGCGCAGAUCCAUCUCAGAAAAGUUCUUAAUUGUGUUCACACCGAUCUAUAUAAGGUUGAGAAACAAGGCCAGAACCGCUGGUCCUCCAAUGUGCUAGAAAUUCUAAGCAUGAAUCUUGAACUCUGGCGAAGCAGCCUUCCGGACAUAAUGAAAUGGAAAGAUGCUGACCCACCAUCUAAAGACAUCAAUAUCGCUCGCAUGAGAGCCAAGUACUAUGGUGCCCGGUACAUCAUCCACCGGCCUCUUUUGUACCAUGCGCUUCAUUUUGCCGGGCAUGCUGAUGCCAGUGCAACGUCGGUGGAUUCACCUGGGUCUGCUUUGUCCGGCUCCAAGUCCCAGCAGGUCUCACCGUCAAUGACGCACAGUCAGCGUGCUACAAAUAUGACCGAAGGGAUGCCGUAUCGUGAUCUACCCAACAAGUUGCGAAGAGCCUGUAAAGUUUGCAUUGAUGCUGCCAUUUUGAGUACGGAGGCCUUUGAUGGAAUUGACGGCCGUCCAGUGGUAACAAACAUCUUUGGAACAGCUCAUGCACAAUUUGGAAAUAUGUUAGUACUAUCUGCAACCUACAUGUCAAGCCUCUCCGAACUGGUGGAGCGAAAUGAUCUUGAGCGACUUCUCAAGCGGACAAUCAGAUUUCUUUUGCAGAGUCGCUUUAUUUCUCCUAGUCUGCGCGCUGAUGCCCAAAUACUUACUGAGAUAUACGAAAAAAUUUUCGGCGAGCCAGCAGGAAGCUUUUCAUCGAGUCACUAUUAG
Messenger RNA from Aspergillus tanneri, 2775 nucleotides. It is a transcript of the gene clcA, whose product is annotated as putative C6 finger domain protein. The transcript has 8 exons. The record is from RefSeq and is a predicted model, not a curated record. The coding region runs from base 1 to 2775 and encodes 924 amino acids. NCBI's taxonomy places the organism in Eukaryota, Fungi, Ascomycota, Eurotiomycetes, Eurotiales, Aspergillaceae.